GUGAAGACCGCGAAGCUCUCGAUGGGUAACCAUCCCAACAUGAGCCGUGAACACACGGUCAGUAACUGGACCGCCGUGAGGAGAGACGCGGGCUUCGAGGGUCCGGCGCUCGCGCUGCUCUCGGUCAUGAUGGUCAUUCUGAUUGCUGUGAUCGUGUGUGGAAACGCGUUGGUCAUCGUCGCCUUCAAGAUGGACAAGAGUUUGCGCAAACAGAGCAAUUAUUUCCUGCUGAACCUGGCCAUCUCAGACUUUCUCGUUGGUGCCUUCUGCAUCCCCGUGUAUAUGCCCUACAUCUUGACAGGGAAAUGGAUGCUGGGUAAAGGACUUUGCAAGCUGUGGCUGGUCGUAGACUAUCUCCUCUGCACUGCGUCUGUCUUCAACAUCGUGCUUAUCAGCUAUGACCGCUAUCUCUCCGUUACAAAAGCGGUAUCUUAUCGUGCCAAACAAGGAAUGACCCACUUCGCAGUGGUGAAGAUAGCAGCGGUUUGGAUUCUAGCCUUCCUCCUCUAUGGACCGGCCAUCUUAUUUUGGGAGCAGCUGACAGGCAAGAGCCGCGUGCCGGACAAUGAGUGCUUUGCUGAGUUCUACUACACCUGGUACUUCCUGCUUUCUGCUUCAGUGGUCGAGUUUUUCUCACCGUUUUUAUCUGUGGCGUUCUUCAACAUCAGCAUCUACCUCAACAUCCGACAGAGGAGACUUGGCAGCAAGAAAGAAUCCUGUUCUCCAAAGAGCCAGGAUGCUACAAAUCUGUACGGCGAGAAAGCACGCACGAGCAUCCGAAUCUGCUGGAACUCCAUGAUGCUCAAGAAGAAAAGCACAGCAGACGACGAGAAGCGCACGGAGAACGACGGUCUGUCAAUGCGGUGUGUCCAGCGCUCACGUCUGAGGCAGGACAAGAAGAUUGCUAAGUCCCUGGCCAUAAUCGUGUGUGUUUUUGCGGUGUGCUGGGCGCCGUACACUCUGUUAAUGAUCGUGCGAGCGGCAUGCAGAGGAGACUGCGUGUCCCAUCACUGGUAUGAGGUGACAUUCUGGCUCCUGUGGCUGAACUCAGCGAUCAACCCGUUCCUGUACCCGCUGUGCCACAGCAGCUUCCGAAGAGCCUUCUUCAAGAUCCUGUGCCCACGACAGAGGUCCAACAUACCACUGACAGCCCAUUCAUCCAGCACACACAGAUAGUUUGAGAGAUCAGAGGACAGCACACAUGUAUUGAAAACAUGUACAAAGAGGAUUUAAGUGCCUAUGUGUGGAAAGCAAUGUUCUAGGUUCAAUACAAGUCUGUAGACUGCAUUUGUGGUGUAAGGGGUGUUUACACAACACUUAUUUUAACUUGUGUUUCAGAAAAUGCUAACUUUUGAAAAGUGCAAGUUUGCAGUAAGGGUGGG
Carassius gibelio (silver crucian carp) is the source of this 1382-nucleotide messenger RNA. Its product is annotated as histamine H3 receptor. The record is from RefSeq and is a predicted model, not a curated record. Lineage: Eukaryota; Metazoa; Chordata; Actinopteri; Cypriniformes; Cyprinidae. Gene Ontology annotation, molecular function: histamine receptor activity. Gene Ontology annotation, cellular component: membrane. Gene Ontology annotation, biological process: adenylate cyclase-activating adrenergic receptor signaling pathway. The coding region runs from base 22 to 1176 and encodes 384 amino acids. The transcript is spliced from 3 exons.